Staurois parvus is the source of this 295-nucleotide messenger RNA. NCBI's taxonomy places the organism in Eukaryota, Metazoa, Chordata, Amphibia, Anura, Ranidae. The record is from the annotation of a GenBank genome assembly.
AUGUAUGUAAAAUGGUUUGAUACAGUAAUGUUUUACUAUUUGAUUUUAGUGUAUUUAGUGAAUGUCACUUUUUGUCAUUUUCAAAUUUCCCGCCAGUUCCGUCCCCUGUACGUCCCGACGCUCGCAGGGGAUGGAACCCAGAUGACAGAUGCCGGCAUCCGCCGGAGGACAUUGCCGAGGACACUGCAGGAGGAAUCUGUGAAGAACAGAUCCCGGAGCAACGCCACAUGGUAAGCCCGAGUGUAGCUCGGGGUUACCGCUUUUGCUACACUCGGCAAUACCGCCAGGGAGGUUA